This is a messenger RNA of Phlebotomus argentipes, 2120 nucleotides long. Its product is annotated as cytochrome P450 6g1-like. The transcript is spliced from 2 exons. The coding region runs from base 510 to 2030 and encodes 506 amino acids. NCBI's taxonomy places the organism in Eukaryota, Metazoa, Arthropoda, Insecta, Diptera, Psychodidae. Gene Ontology annotation, molecular function: monooxygenase activity; iron ion binding; oxidoreductase activity, acting on paired donors, with incorporation or reduction of molecular oxygen. The record is from RefSeq and is a predicted model, not a curated record. Gene Ontology annotation, biological process: response to DDT; insecticide catabolic process.
CGAGAUUCGGAAACGGAGAGUCAAGUUCAGGUUUUAUUUUUGAAACAUUUCCCAGUCGGAGUGUGACUUGAAUACGCUAUUGUGCUGAUGUCGCAGAGUGAAUAAGUGAGGAAUUGUAAUCAGUGAUUGUCCGGACGAUUUUCACACAAAAAACGAGAGGAUUUAACUGGUAGCGUUUGAAGCAUCAAAGUGUGGAAUUUUUUCAAUAGAAUGCUUUCAUGCACACACAAAGUUGCCAUGUAUUUGACAGAUUAACACUAGAAUAUUUCUUCGGUGAAAGCAAGAAGGGGAAAAUUGAAAAUAAUCCCGCGCAGUCUUGCAGCAUCUGAGAUUUUUAGCGCGUGCUGAAAUAUUCUAAUGCCUAAUUGAAGGUAAGCAAGUUGAUUGCAUAUAAUUAUUCCACUUUUAUUACUGGAGGGUGCAAAUAGCGUUAUUCAUUCCAGAUAGAGAGGUUUAUAUUGAGACUAACAAGAUGAUUUCUCAGCAGUUUGUAUCUGAAAAGUGAUAAGAUGAGUGCGUUUGAAGUGAUUCUGUGGACAAGUAUUGUUCUGCUGUACCUUUGGAAAGGACUAAAGCAGUACUUGCAGUACUUUUGGCUGUCCAAAAGAGUCUCUUACAUCGCCGGACCGCCGAUGAUUGGCGCACUUAAGGAUGUUCUGCUGAACAGAACUAGCUUUCCACAAAUGUUUGUGGAUCUCUACAAUGAACCGAAGACGAGGAAUGACGCAGUGAGCGGAUUCUACUUCUUCCACAAGCCUUGUCUUCUUAUUCGCGAUCCGGAGCUUAUCAAGCGCAUUCUCGUGAAGGAUUUCUCUCAAUUCCCGGACAGAAGGAUGGCUUCGGAUCCCAAAUCUGAUCCCAUUGGAGCAUAUAACCUUCUGGCUGCUAAAGGAGACACUUGGAAGAGUAUCAGGAGCAAUUUGACCCCAAUUUUUACCGUUCACAAGGUGAAAAACUUCAUCAAACUGAUCUCCGAUGUUUGUGAGGAUCUAAAAGAUAAACUGGCCAAAGAUAUCCCUUCCAAAGGUUCUGCAGAACUUAACAUUAAGGAAGUGGCCGGUCUUUAUACCAUUGAAACGAUUGCUUCGUGUUCUUUUGGAGUGAAAACCAAUUCAUUCAAUAACCCAGAUUGUGAUUUCCGUAGAAAUGUUCACGAAAUUAUCAGUCCAUCGAAGUUAAAGCAAAAAUUCCAAUUCGCCGGUUGUUUCUUCUUCCCAGAGUUUGCCAGCAUGCUUCAGCUAAAAUUCAUAAGUAAAGAAGGACGACAAUUUCUGAAAGCAAGCGUCCUGGGUGUUAUGGAAGAGAGGGAAAAGAGUGGCCUUAAGAGAAAUGAUUUAAUUGACGCUAUGAUAGUCAUGAAGAACACGCAGAAGGAUAUUUUUCACACAGACGCUUUACUCGCUCAAGCAGCAGUUUUCUUAGUCGCUGGCUAUGACACCUCGGCAUCAGUGCUGUCCUUCGCUCUUUAUGAACUGGCCAGGCAUCAGGACAAGCAGGAGAAAUUGAGGAAAGAACUCAUGGACUUCGCCGGGAGUGAAAAAGAAAUUCCAUAUGAAAAUUUGAACAACUUAAAGUAUCUUGACAUGGUUUUUCAAGAAAUUCUCCGGCUGUAUCCGAGUCUUUCUUUCCUGGAGCGCAUUUGUCAACCUUCAGCUGGCGCAAAAACUUAUUCUUUGGCGCCUGUACAUGAUUUCGCGGUGCCUAAAGGGAUGCCGGUCUACAUUCCAGUGAUUUCCGUCCAGAGAGAUCCUAAAUUCUUCCCGGAUCCACUUUCCUUCCGUCCCGAGCGAUUCGCCGCCAACGCUGACCCUCCGAUUGACCAACGCCUCUUGCUAGGCUUCGGACAAGGCCCCAGAAAUUGCUUAGGAUUACGCUUGGGGGCGCUGCAAGUGAAGAUGGCACUGAUAACGAUUUUGCUUAAGUAUCGAUUGUCUUUUUGCAAGAAAACUCCCGAAGAAGUUGUGUUUACUAAGAAAGCAGUGCUUACGCUCUCAGAAAAACCUCUCAUUGUCACUUUCACUGAGAUUUGAUUAUGUCAAUAAAGCGUAAAGGGUAUUAAAAAAAAAACUUCGACUUACAAGAGCUGUGAAAUUUUUAAAAUCAAUUUUUAGACUUACUUG